AUGCAGCAAGCACCUCGAGGCGAGCUUCGUCGAGUAACAUCCAGCUUCAAUAUGCAGCAUGAUGGAGGCAGCACAUCUCAAGCUAUGAAUCUGGAGAGAGCUGCGCACAUGGAAACUGACUCGUCACGCGCGAUGACUGGUACUGUGCACUAUGCGCGUGUGGAUGAUCCGGACGUCGAGCUGCCUCCCUUUCCAUCCAUGAUUUACCCCAUGACAGGAAUGUGUUCCAAUGGGCAGCCGCUGAACGACGCAGCGUUGACGCGUUACACGGUGGCAGAGUUCAUGACCGUGGAGAUGCGCCCAGGAUUUUGUGUGGAGAGAGUCAUCACAGGGUUCGAGUCAUCAACCAUCCAGAUUGAUGGAGUUGGCGAGGAUAUACCCUUGAAGUACCUCUCGCAGGCACUUGGCGUGUACGGCGCCCUUGUUGGCGUUCAUCGCAAGUCCGUGCGCACUGUCCUCGCCCGCUACGUGCAUUCAAAGGACGCCACAGCUGCAAGUGCAGCUUGGGACGGAAAGAGUGUCUUUGGUGGCAAGGUACACGCCAAGAGCGUAGCACCAAGGGACAUAUCCAGGCUGACGCUGAACGACGCAACUGUGCGCAUCGUCUUCGACCUUCCAACGAAAGUGAUAUACGGAGGAUAUCAGACCUUGGCGCAGGCGGAGGUGGGCAUAUCUCGCGCCAGGCAGGGUAUUCGCCACCACGUGCCGUCCGCCGAACACCACAAAAGUGUGCCUGCGGUCAGCAACUUCACCGUCAAGUUCGUUGGCCUGCCCGCAGACGUCAAGCAGAGCGAAGUCAGCACGCUCGGGUCACCUGUGGACCAAAUGUUUGAGCGGCCAAAUUACUUCAGCUCGCCUGCAAAGGUUGGCGCUUCGCUCGAGCGACACUUUCGGCGUAAUCGCGGGCUGGUCAGGUUCGCGUUGCAGUCUCCGCCUUACUACGGUGGCGUGGCUAAGGCCUGGGCGAUGUAUUCGUCCGCUACCGAAGCUAAAGCGGUCUGUGCUGCGUUCGACGGUACCAGCCCGGGGUGCACUGGCGGCACACGUAUUCAGGUUCAGCAGAUAUGCAGCGUUUUAUACGACAUCGACAUGAUUCUGUACAGCAAGAACACCUACGCUAUCCACAGCCUGGCGGUCAUGGCGCAACAGGGCGGAAUGGACAUGACUUUCGCCCAGCAGAACGGGGGGCGCACGUUGCAGGUCCGAAUGGAGGCAGAUAACCUUCAGGCCGUCAAUUAUCUGCGGAUGGAGCUGGAGCACAUUGUGCGUGGUGAGGUUCUUCGUGACCACGGCAAAGUGAUCUGGCACCCCUUCUUCAUCCACCCAGAAGGGCGCGCGUUUGUGCGGCGGAUAGAAGGUCGGCUUCCGCACGUCAGCAUCAUGGCGGACGGGGAUCGACAGCAAAUCAGGGUGUCUGCUACCCGGAAAGAUAGAGCGGAGGUCUUUCGUGAACUGAGGGCACAAGUUGGGCGGCUCACGAAACAACAAUCUUCGGCCAUUCCUCUAUCGGGCGAUGCAGUCGGUCUCUACCUGGACCCCGAUAUCGCCGCCUUGCGCGCGCGCUUUGGCAAUGGUUGCAUGAUGUUGGACACGACGCAGGAUACCCUCAUCAUCUACGGGAGUGAUGUGAUGAACAGCGAGGCAGCGACAGCCGUCCAUCGUGCGAAACAACGGCGCUGCGAGGCUUUGUCGGAUCCUCGCAGCUGUCCCGUGUGCUUCGCAGAGGCAGACACCCCCAUUACCUUGGGCUGCGGACACAGUUGGUGCAGCGAGUGCAUCCGCGGAUUCCUCGUGUCUUGCGGGGAGAACCGAAUCUUCCCAAUAGGCUGUUUGGGUUCCAGUGGUCGUUGCAGGGAAAGCAUCACACACCAGACUGCGUCUGCUGUUCUAUCCGAAGUGGAGCUGGACCGUCUCGUCCAAGCGGCGUUCACCGCGUACGUCAACGCACGGCCGGAUGAAUUCCACUACUGUCCAACUCCGGAUUGCAAGCAGGUGUACCGAAGCGUAGGCAGGGGUCGUGUCCUUCAGUGUCCGGCGUGUCUGCUCCGCAUCUGCUCACUCUGCCAAUCCGAGUUUCAUGGCACUCUGCGUUGUAAUGCAGAUGAUGGUGCGGCUGAGCUGGAGGAGUGGAUGAAGGCGAAUGGAGUGCAGCGCUGUCCAGGUUGCAAAGCGCCCAUCGAGCGCAGUGGAGGAUGUCACCACGUCACAUGCACGCAGUGCCAGACCCAUAUAUGCUGGCAAUGUAUGGAGACGUUUCCGGGUGGGGAUGGGAUUUAUGGGCACAUGCGUACUGAGCAUGGAACUUGGGGGAUGAACGACGAAUGA
This is a messenger RNA of Schizophyllum commune H4-8, 2325 nucleotides long. RefSeq lists its product as uncharacterized. The record is from RefSeq and is a predicted model, not a curated record. Gene Ontology annotation, molecular function: ubiquitin-protein transferase activity; zinc ion binding; ubiquitin binding. Gene Ontology annotation, cellular component: ubiquitin ligase complex. Gene Ontology annotation, biological process: protein linear polyubiquitination; proteasome-mediated ubiquitin-dependent protein catabolic process. The transcript is spliced from 3 exons. Lineage: Eukaryota; Fungi; Basidiomycota; Agaricomycetes; Agaricales; Schizophyllaceae. The coding region runs from base 1 to 2325 and encodes 774 amino acids.